AUGCAUUUUGAGAAGCCGCUGCUCCUCAAGGAGCUCACGCCCAGGUUGGUGCAAGUGUACUUGCUUGUAUCGCUGGGCGCUAUGAAUUUUGGCGUGGAUAACAAUUACUGGUCGGCUGUCGUCUCCAUGGACAAAUUUGCCGCAGACCUCGGGACUCGUGUCGGCGGCAGCACAGUUAAUUCCAUACCCUCGUCAUGGCUCUCCAUCGCCAGCGGCACUCCAAUUGCCGGUUGGGUUAUUGGCUGCGUAGUUGCAUCAGAGAUUACGCGGCGCCUCGGCCGUCGACUGACGGUUGUCAUCAUCUGCAUCAUUGCCAUUGUGGGUAUCAUCAUCCAGUCUGCCGUAAGCAACUACUGGGCAAUCAUGGCCGGUCGUCUUGUGAACUCGGUAUCGAUGGGAAUCGAGGCCAACUGCAUUCCCAUGUACAUGUCGGAGCUUUCGCCGCCCGCUAUCCGCGGAGCCAUGGUCAACUUCUACCAGUGGUGGCUCAUGGUCGGCGGCCUCAUCGCCGCCAGCACAGUCUACGCCACCUCGACAUGGACCAGCGAAUGGGCCUGGAAGACGGUCAUCGUCGUCCAAAUCAUCAUCCCCGUCCUCCUCCUCACCGGCAUCUGGUUCGUCCCCGAAUCCCCCCGCUGGCUCCUCUCCCAACACCGCCGCGCCGACGCCCUCGCCGCCCUCGCCCACAUCCGCCACGGCAGCGGCGCCACGCGGUCCGACGUGGAGACGGAGCUGGCCCUGCUCGAAGCGGCGCUGGCCGAGCAGGUGGCGGCGCACCGCGCGACGUCGUGGCUCGACUGCGUGCGCAGAAACAGCAACGGGCGCCGCACCUUCAUUGCUGUCGGCGUGCAGUGCCUGCAGCAGAGCCAGGGCGCGGCCUUCCUCAACACGUACCUCGUCGUCUUCCUCAAGCAGAUCGGCCUGCCCGACGUGCUCAAGAUCAACGUCGCGUACAUGGCGGCGAACCUCGCCGGCGCGACGCUGGCCUUUUACCUGACGGACAAGAUCGGCCGGCGGUACAUGCUGAUGGGCGCGAGCGCGUGCAUGUGCGUCUUGCUGUGGGUCGUGUCGGGGCUGGCGGCGUGGUAUCCGAGCGGUGUGUCCGGGGGCGCGGUGGCGCAGGGGUGCAUCGCGGCGAUUAUGUUGCAUUCCAUCUUCUCCACCGGCGCCUGGGGCUCCGUCACCUGGACCGUCACCGCCGAAGUCGCCACCGCCCAGCUGCGCGAGCGCACCGUCGCCCUCGCCACCGCCUCGUCCUUUUGCUGCAACCUGCUCAUCACCUACGUCAACCCCUUCCUCCAGCUAGGAAAUAGUUCUACUUCCGGCCUCGGCCCCCGCGUCGGCAUCGUCUACGCCAGCGUCUCCGCCGCCGCCGUCGUCUUCGUCUACCUCGCCGUGCCCGAGAUGCGCGGCCGGUCGCUCGAGGAGCUGGACGAGCUGUUCCAGGCGCGCGGCGGCCGUGGCGUGCCGGCGUGGCGGAGCGCGGCGUUUGUGGGGAAGGGGGUGGGGAGGAGGGUGACGGAGGUGCAGAACAACAGGAGGAGGAGGACCACCACCGCCUACUCGGAAGGGGUUGGGAGGGUCGGGAGGGUCGUUGUGGUUGAUGAUUCGGAUGUCGAGGGGGGUGGUGGUGGGAGGGAGAGUGCGAAGGAGGAGGAAGUGGUGGCGGUGGAAGAGAGUCCCAAAGGGGAGAAGGAGGAGCAGGUCUAG
Messenger RNA from Diplodia corticola, 1710 nucleotides. RefSeq names its product general substrate transporter. Gene Ontology annotation, cellular component: membrane. Gene Ontology annotation, biological process: carbohydrate transport; transmembrane transport. The coding region runs from base 1 to 1710 and encodes 569 amino acids. The record is from RefSeq and is a predicted model, not a curated record. Lineage: Eukaryota; Fungi; Ascomycota; Dothideomycetes; Botryosphaeriales; Botryosphaeriaceae. The transcript is spliced from 7 exons. Gene Ontology annotation, molecular function: carbohydrate:proton symporter activity.